Marmota monax (woodchuck) is the source of this 3336-nucleotide messenger RNA. It is a transcript of the gene Sec63, whose product is annotated as SEC63 homolog, protein translocation regulator. The transcript has 21 exons. Bases 88 to 2388 code for a protein of 766 amino acids. NCBI's taxonomy places the organism in Eukaryota, Metazoa, Chordata, Mammalia, Rodentia, Sciuridae. Gene Ontology annotation, cellular component: Sec62/Sec63 complex. Gene Ontology annotation, biological process: SRP-dependent cotranslational protein targeting to membrane; post-translational protein targeting to endoplasmic reticulum membrane. The record is from RefSeq and is a predicted model, not a curated record. Gene Ontology annotation, molecular function: transmembrane protein transporter activity; RNA binding.
GGGCCGGGGCGCUGGGAGCCAGGGCGCAGAGCGGGGUCGUGGCGCCGGCGGUGAGAAGAGCGAGGAGGAGGAGGAGGAGGGGGAGCCAUGGCGGGGCAGCAGUUCCAGUACGAUGACAGUGGGAACACCUUCUUCUACUUCCUCACCUCCUUCGUUGGGCUCAUCGUGAUCCCAGCCACAUACUACCUCUGGCCCCGAGACCAGAAUGCCGAGCAAAUUCGAUUAAAGAAUAUCAGAAAAGUAUAUGGAAGAUGUAUGUGGUAUCGUUUACGGUUGUUAAAACCCCAGCCAAAUAUUAUUCCUACAGUAAAGAAAAUAGUUCUACUAGCAGGAUGGGCAUUGUUCUUAUUCCUUACAUACAAAGUGUCCAAAACAGAUCGAGAAUAUCAAGAAUACAAUCCUUAUGAAGUAUUAAAUUUGGAUCCUGGAGCAACAGUAGCAGAAAUUAAGAAACAAUAUCGUUUGCUAUCACUUAAGUAUCAUCCAGAUAAAGGAGGCGAUGAAGUCAUGUUCAUGAGGAUAGCAAAAGCUUAUGCAGCUUUAACAGAUGAAGAGUCCCGAAAAAAUUGGGAAGAAUUUGGAAAUCCAGAUGGGCCUCAAGCCACAAGCUUUGGAAUUGCCCUGCCAGCUUGGAUAGUUGACCAGAAAAAUUCAAUUUUGGUUUUACUUGUAUAUGGAUUGGCAUUUAUGGUUAUACUUCCAGUUGUUGUGGGUUCUUGGUGGUAUCGUUCAAUACGAUAUAGUGGAGACCAGAUUUUAAUACGCACAACACAGAUUUAUACAUACUUUGUUUAUAAAACCCGAAAUAUGGAUAUGAAACGUCUCAUCAUGGUUUUGGCUGGAGCUUCUGAAUUUGAUCCCCAGUAUAAUAAAGAUGCUACAAGCAGACCAACAGAUAAUAUUCUAAUACCACAGCUGAUCAGAGAGAUUGGCAGCAUUAAUUUAAAGAAGAAUGAGCCUCCACUUACCUGCCCAUAUAGCCUGAAGGCCAGAGUUCUUUUACUGUCUCAUCUUGCUAGAAUGAAAAUUCCUGAGACCCUUGAAGAAGAUCAGCAAUUUAUGCUGAAAAAAUGCCCUGCUUUGCUUCAAGAAAUGGUUAAUGUAAUCUGCCAACUAAUAAUAAUGGCCCGGAGCCGUGAAGAAAGGGAGUUUCGUGCUCCAACUUUGGCAUCCUUAGAAAACUGCAUGAAGCUUUCCCAGAUGGCUGUUCAAGGCCUUCAACAAUUUAAAUCUCCUCUUCUGCAGCUCCCUCACAUUGAAGAGGACAAUCUUAGAAGAGUUUCUAAUCAUAAAAAGUAUAAAAUUAAAACUAUACAGGAUUUGGUGAGUUUAAAAGAAUCAGAUCGUCACAGUCUACUACACUUUCUUGAAGAUGAAAAAUAUGAAGAGGUCAUGGCUGUCCUUGGGAGUUUUCCCUUUGUGACAAUGGAUAUAAAAUCACAGGUAUUGGAUGAUGAAGAUAGCAACAACAUCACAGUAGGAUCUCUAGUCACAGUGUUGGUUAAAUUGACAAGGCAAACAAUGGCAGAAGUAUUUGAAAAGGAACAGUCCAUCUGUGUUGCAGAGGAACAGCCUGCAGAAGAACAGCCUGGGCAGCAGCAGGGUGAUGCUAAUAAGAACAAGACAAAAGGAGGAUGGCAGCAAAAGACGAAAGGACCCAAGAAAAUGGCUAAAUCAAAAAAAAAGAAGCCUUUAAAAAAAAAGCCUACACCUGUUCCUGUUCCAUUAUCACAGACAAAGCAACAGAAACAAAAGCAGGCAAAUGGAGUCGUUGGGAGUGAAGGUGGAGUGAAGGAGGAUGAAGAAGAAGUUUCUGACAAAGGCAGUGAUUCUGAAGAAGAAGAAACCAAUAGAGAUUCCCAGAGUGAGAAAGAUGAUGGUAGUGACAGAGAAUCUGAUAGAGAGCAGGAUGAAAAACAAAACAAAGAUGAUGAAGCAGAGUGGCAAGAAUUACAACAGAGUAUACAGCGAAAGGAAAGAGCCCUACUGGAAACCAAAUCAAAAAUAACACAUCCUGUGUACAGUCUUUACUUUCCUGAGGAAAAACAAGAAUGGUGGUGGCUUUAUAUUGCAGAUAGGAAGGAACAGACGUUAAUUUCUAUGCCAUAUCAUGUUUGUACACUAAAAGAUACAGAAGAGGUAGAAUUGAAGUUUCCUGCACCAGGAAAGCCUGGGAAUUAUCAGUACACAGUGUUUCUGAGGUCAGACUCCUAUAUGGGUUUGGAUCAAAUUAAACCAUUGAAGUUGGAAGUUCAUGAGGCUAAGCCUGUGCCAGAAAAUCACCCGCAGUGGGACACAGCAAUAGAGGGGGAUGAAGACCAGGAAGACAGCGAGGGCUUUGAAGAUAGCUUUGAGGAAGAAGAAGAGGAAGAGGAAGAUGAUGACUAAUCAGUACUAUGAGUGGACCAGAGUGUUUGCACAUAUUUGCAAACUUUUGCUGUUUGGAAGUGUAUAAUAAACCAGAAACAGUGCAGAACCAAUAUUGAAGGAAGUGUUAGUUUCUUUACUAGAAAUGGUUGCAUAAAAUAACUAGGCAAUUGGUGGUGCCUUGGUAUAAUCUGGGGGAAAAAAAAAAAAGUUUAGGACAUUUAGGGCUUAUUAAAGUCUUUCAAGUAUGGGAUGGUGCAUUUAUUUCAUCUGCAAAUUAUAAUAAAUCCUUUGUUAUUAUAACUGUCCAAAGUGUGGGCUAUGUAUUAUCUGAUCAAUUUAUGGUCCCAGUAAAAGUCAAGGUACAUGAAAAUUUAUAAAUGAGCAACUUUUCUUUGUUCAGCUUUAGUUUUAGUAUGAUAAACAUCACAUAUGUUUUAAGUAACAUCUCAAAUUUUGCCUUGAUAAGCUCUGUUACUCAAUUUAUUGAUAUUUUGCAGGUGAUGAGACUAUAAUAGCUCCUUACGUGGAUUUAAGCCUUUUAUUUUCAUCUUUCUUGGUCAUAAGUUGGUAUUCUCUCACAUUCCACAUAAUAUAGAGGGCUACAUUUUGGGAUUUUGUUUUCUUAAUUGCCCAGCGUUAUUCGAGAGAUUAUAAAGAUGGCUUUUAAUGGCUUAAAACAUUUUUAAGCCUCUAUCUUAGUAGAUCAGGGCAGGAUCUAAUUCUUUUGAUAAGCUAGCUAUAGGUCUAAAAGUAAUUGUGGGACCAUAUGUUCUCUGAUGUUGGUGGUUUAUGUUAUCAAUAUCAAACCUUUUUUAAAAGGUUCACUAUAAAAGCUGAACUACAUUCUUAGCUUUUAAUCUACCUGACUCUAUCAGAAGCCUUUUAAGGAAAAUAGUAUAAUAUGCAAAGGAGGGAUCUUUUUGUAUUCAUUUUGGACUCCUGUUAAUAAAAUAGAAGUUUGACUCA